AUGAGUUCUUCAAAUUUCCCAGAUGGUUCUCGAGAAAACCCAGCGAUUCUCCCUGAAUCCGACCCUGCCGAAUUUCUCGAUGGUACUCUUGAGAACCCAGCGAUUAUCCCUGAUUCUGAUGAUGACGACGAAGAAGACCCUUUACCUAAUUUCGUGGGUUUUGAUUCACUUAUCCAUGUAAUUGAGGCAAUGCGGAAUGAAGGGUUAUUAGGGUCUCGUAACGAGCAUGAAGAGAAUCAGAAUCAGAGGAGAAUUGACGAAGAGAGGAGGCAAAGGGAAGAGAAUCUGAGGAGGAUUGACGAAGAGAGGCAAAGGGAAGAGAAUCUGAGGGAGAAGAGGAGACUCGAGGGAGAGAGGGAAAGGGAAGAGAGAGCGAAACGACAUAAAGAAGAUGUUUAUAAUAAAGCUAAGAACUUUGCUCUUGAAUUGCAUAAUGAUCUAAAUCCCAAGAAUCUUCAGAAACAAAGCAAAGAAGAAGAAGCAGUGAAAGUUAAAGAAGACGCAAAGGGGAAAUCUCAGUUUAUGGAAGCUAAAAAAGGGAUCGAUAAGAGGAAGGAAGAUUCGAUCUCGAGUAGUACUGCUAAAUGUCGUGAAAUCGGGUUUAAAUUGUUGACGGAAAGGAAGGCUCCUUCGCUUAUGGAGAUGUGUAUAAAAGUUCUUGCUAAGAAUUCUGAGUCAAUCAUGUCUCUAAGUCUAGUCCCUGAUCACUUGAAGAAUAAGAUCUCGAAUCUGGUUAGUAAUUUAAGCAAAAUCGACGCACGUUUUAUGCAGCUUCUGGUUCAGGAUUCUCCUUGUGAGAUUUUCUCGAGGAACUGCGUCGAUUUACUGGAGAAAGACUUGAUUCAAAUCCUCUCUGACUGUGAUAGAGUUAGCUUGAAGGUGUUAAGUCUUGAUCUAUGCGGACGAGCCAUGACGGAAAACGCAAUAACCGAAUUCUUGAAGCGUUCUUCGCCAUAUGGAUUCCCGGCAUUGACCACACUAUCUUUAAAAGGAGCAUUCGGUUUAACGGACAAUGCAUUGGCCUUGAUAUCGAGAUCAGCUCCUCUGCUUCGGUUUAUUAACCUCUCGGAAUGCUCUUUUCUCACUUCCAAUGCUGUGAAGAUUCUUGCUGAUAACUUUGUAUCCACUCUUAGAGGGCUUAACAUUGGAGGAUGCCAAGGGAUUAAACCAUCUAAUGUUUUGAAAAGCAGCCUAAGUCGGUUCAUGAAUUUGAACUAUCUCUCGGUUGCAGGACUCGAAAGAAGUCAUGAUGUUCUUGUCGACUUCUUUAUUUCCCGUGGCACGAAUAUCACUGAUCUUUCUCUCGCUUCUUGCAAUGAGGUGACUGAUCGAACUAUCUGGACUAUUGGGAGAUAUUGUCCACAUCUAGAAGCUCUUGACAUCUCAGACUUAGAUAAUUUGACCGAUGAUUCAUUAGAAUAUAUUACCGAUGGUUGCAGAUUUUUGAACUCGGUCAAGCUUACAAAAAACCGAUUUAGUGAUGAAGCUGUUGCCGCGUUUCUUGAAGUCCGUGGAGGUUCUCUUACCCAACUCUGCCUAAACAAUGUCCGAGACGUCGGUCAAGACACUGCCAUUUCGCUUGCCAGAAAUUGUAAGAUGUUACGUCAUUUGGACCUCUCGUGGUGUCGAAAAAUCACAGAAGGAGAACUAAGACUGAUCUUGAGUUCCUGCUCAUUACUUAGAUCGCUUAAGCUAUUUGGAUGGACACAGGUGGAGGAUAGAUUUCUUGAAGAACUUUCAAGAUCACAAGUUUGUAUCACUGGAUUGAAAAUGACUUCAGUUUUCGCUAAUCUUGAUGACUCUUUCCCAAGUAUAGAUGCCAAAUUCUUCCAAUGA
Molecule: messenger RNA, 1836 nt
Organism: Arabis nemorensis
Lineage: Eukaryota; Viridiplantae; Streptophyta; Magnoliopsida; Brassicales; Brassicaceae
Source: the annotation of a GenBank genome assembly